CACGCUGACUCGACGCCUGGCCGAAUAAAUUUUCACUCCACCACAUCUGCUCCAACCAGAGGGCGCCUGGCUGUGUAUCCGUGGUUACUGUGACAGAUGCAUUAUGGGAUGUAGACAUGGCAGCUUCCAAUGAAGGAUUGUGCGAAAACAUAAAACGUUCACGCGACGAAUUCUUCAAAGCUUCGCUGUGUUACAGGAGUUUUCGGGACACCGCGGGAGGUGCUGCGACUCCGUGUGGACGUGUUAAAUCAACCCAACCUGUCUGGUCAGAACCGCCGCAGCCGCCAUGCCCGGUGAUGAUAAACCACAACAGGCCCGGCAAAGGAAGAAGAGCAAAAAGUCCCGGUCCAAUAGGAAGAGUCCUAGUGGGAGUCCCACUGCCCGUCUUCCAGACAUCCUAGAUGCACAAGAUGACCUCAUAUCACCCCAGCUUCUCCAGCCGUCCCCUAAAAAGCUGCCAGAGGAGAGGCCCAAAGUGGAGGAGGAGUCAGCCACUGCGAUCUGUCUCCAGGUGCUCUUCCCCUACCUGCUGGCUGGGAUGGGGAUGGUGAUGGCCGGCAUGGUGCUGGACAAUGUACAGCACUGGGAGGUGUUCAAGGUGAUAACGGAGGUUUUCAUCCUGGUUCCGGCUCUCGUCGGCCUCAAAGGGAACCUGGAGAUGACGCUGGCUGCUCGACUCUCCACCGCCGCCAACACGGGCCAAAUGGAUGACCCAGACAAGCAGUGGACCAUGGUGUGCAGCAACCUGGCUCUCAUUCAGGUCCAGGCCACGGUGGUGGGCUUCCUGGCGGCAGUGGCAGCCAUCUGCCUGGGUGCGAUCUCCAGAGGAGGAGUAGAGCUGGACCAGGCGGCCGUCCUGUGCGCCAGCAGCAUCACCACUGCCUUCGUAGCUGCUCUGUCCCUGGGCCUGGUGAUGAUCGGAGUGAUCAUCGGCUCCAGGAAGGUGGGAAUCAACCCGGACAAUGUGGCCACGCCCAUCGCCGCCAGCCUGGGGGAUCUGAUCACGCUGUCCCUGCUGGCCGGGGUCAGCACCACGCUCUACCAGUAUAAAGACCUCUGGUACCUGUCCCCCUUGGUGUGCCUGCUCUUCCUGGCUCUGAUCCCGCUGUGGGUGGUGUUGGCCCGUCAGAGUCCGCAGAUCAAAGAGGUUCUCCGCUCUGGCUGGCAGCCUGUUAUAGUAGCCAUGUCCAUCAGCAGUUUUGGGGGUCUUAUCCUGGACAAGACAGUGAGUGACCCCAACUUUGAGGGGAUGGCGGUCUUUACACCUGUCAUUAACGGAGUGGGUGGAAACCUGGUGGCCAUCCAGGCCAGCAGGAUUUCAACAUACCUUCACUUCUGGAGCGCUCCAGGUGUUCUGCCCAGUAAGAUGAGCCAGCACUGGCCCAACCCCUGGGUCAGCUUCUUCUCUUCAGGAGUGAACUCUAAGUCGGCGCGUGUGCUGCUGCUGCUGGUCGUACCCGGGCACCUGGUCUUCCUCUACGCCAUCUCUCUGCUGCAGGGAGAGGAGGCUCCCAUCACCACAGCCUUCACCAUCUGCUACCUGUGUGCGGCUCUGCUCCAGGUAGCCAUUCUUCUAUACGUAGCCGAUCUCAUCGUCCGUCUGAUGUGGAGACGAAGUCUGGACCCCGACAACUUCUCCAUCCCGUACUUGACCGCUCUGGGGGACCUUCUGGGAACCGGCUUCCUGGCCCUCUGCUUCCGCUGUGUCUCAAUGAUUCACAGUUUGGGCCUGUGAAGUUUUUCCCACUAAUCCCUGAACAAAUGCUGAGAUAAUACCUGUCUUACUGCACCACUUUUAUUUUUUUAUUUUUUUUUAAGGCAAUUUUGAGAGUUUCUUCCGAUCUUGAUCACUGAGCCAGUUCAAACUGAAGCGCUACAAACCCAGGCCUUUACUUUCACUCUCUAGAGGAACAGCAGUGGAGUCCCUGCGGUGAGCGGUUGGCCUCAGUUUGGACUUGGGUUUACAGAAAGGACUUAGAGCUGCCAUCUUUAGGCGGGACACUCUAUGCAUGUGUGCUGGAGGACAUACAAGUUGCUACACAGUAAUUAGUAAUUGGAUUGAAUAUGAGCGAAGAGUUCAGUUUGCGUUACGCCUCACAUGUCCUGCUGCGUGAGGUUAAGUAGACGGGGAUGUUUCUGUAUCUCCUUCACAAGCUUUUAUCUCAU
Molecule: messenger RNA, 2166 nt
Organism: Gambusia affinis (western mosquitofish)
Lineage: Eukaryota; Metazoa; Chordata; Actinopteri; Cyprinodontiformes; Poeciliidae
Gene: slc41a3
Product: solute carrier family 41 member 1
Exons: 11
Coding region: 287-1735 (482 amino acids)
Biological process (GO): monoatomic cation transport
Cellular component (GO): plasma membrane
Molecular function (GO): monoatomic cation transmembrane transporter activity
Source: RefSeq, a predicted model, not a curated record